Eublepharis macularius is the source of this 894-nucleotide messenger RNA. RefSeq names its product glutamine amidotransferase-like class 1 domain-containing protein 3, mitochondrial. The transcript is spliced from 4 exons. The record is from RefSeq and is a predicted model, not a curated record. NCBI's taxonomy places the organism in Eukaryota, Metazoa, Chordata, Lepidosauria, Squamata, Eublepharidae. The coding region runs from base 32 to 706 and encodes 224 amino acids.
UUCUGACUGCCAAGAGCUCCUGCUGCUAACCAUGAGCAAGAAAGUUGCUGUUGUCCUCUCAGGCUGUGGGGUGUAUGAUGGUAGUGAAGUCCAUGAAUCUUCAGCUGUCAUGGUGCAUCUCAGCAGGGAGGGGGCACAGGUCGAGAUCUAUGCUCCAGACAUUGACCAACUGCACGUGGUGAACCACAUCAAGGGGGAACCAACCAAGGAGAAACGCAACGUCUUGGUGGAGAGUGCCAGGAUCGCCAGAGGCAAUGUCAAAGAUCUGGCCACGAUUAACGUGAAAGAACUAGAUGCCCUCAUUAUCCCAGGUGGCUUUGGAGUGGCUAAAAACCUCUGCUCUUGGGCUGUGGAUGGUAAGGACUGCACAGUCUCCAAACCUGUGGAAGACACCAUCAAGGCUUUCCAUGCAGCCAAGAAGCCCAUCGGUCUAUGCUGCAUCUCCCCUGUGCUGGCAGCCAAAAUUCUCCCAGGCUGUGAGCUCACCAUUGGGCAGGACACAGAAUGUGAGAAGUGGCCCUAUGCCAAGACUGCUGAAGCCCUGAAGGAGCUGGGCUGUAAACACGUAAACAAAAAUGUCAAUGAGGUCCAUGUGGAUGUGAAGCACAAACUGGUGACUACAAGUGCUUUUAUGUGCAAUGCACCCAUCCAUGCCAUCUAUGAUGGCAUUGGAAAGAUGGUCAAAGAAGUGCUAAAGCUGGCUUGAAAGCCAAAGACAAAGUGGGGUGGAAUGCUGUCCUCAGAUGCAGCACAACCCUAAAAAGUCUCCUAGGCCAAGACCUGCUGCAAUGGAGGACAGCUGUCCUGGGUCUGUCCUGCUUCACUCAUGUGGCCCUCCCCUGUCGAGGAGGCCUUUCCAGAGGACUGCACCUGCCAGUCGCUGAGGCCAUGCUA